AUGCACAAAAGUAGUAACACCCUUAACCUACAUGAUGAGUAUAAUUUACAAAGAGAGUUAGUAAAACUGCGAAAGGUUUUUAUAAAUGUAUUUACGUUUGAAUUAUUUUAUAUGAAAAACUUAAAAUUAAAAAAUAGCUAUGUAAAAAUAAUAAAACAUGAAAACAGAACAAAAAACUGCUUUAAUGAGUUAAAAAAAAAAGGAAAAAAAAUUAACAGCAAAUUUAGGAAAGAACAUUGCGUAAAACAAAACAAUCGUCAUGGCACUUUCGAAUUAAACAAAAAUGUGUGUUUUAUAGAAAAAGAGAUUUUAAAUAGAUCCUUCUUUAACAUAAAUAUUAAAAACUCCAAUUACGAUAUUAAGGAAAAAUAUCUGUAUCUUUAUGACUUGUUCAGGCGUUUUUGUUCAAUUAUUAGGAAAAGACGGAAAAAUGCACACAAUGAGGAAACUUUUUUUUUUGAUGCUUUUUUUAUUAAAAAAUUUUGCGCAUUUCUAAAUUCCCUUGUACUAGAUAGCAAGAAAAAUGUAUACAUUUAUUCUGUAAGAAGAAACAUACAAAAAUGUGUAUGUGUUAAUGAGAAAUGUGAGCGUGUUGGAGAGAAAAAAAAAAAAAAUAUAUAUAUGCCCGAAAGAUGGAGGCAUUAUGAUGUCUAUCUUAGUAACAAAAAAAAGGACGUUACUAAUGAAAUUAAUAAAAAAGGAAUAAUCUUUUUGAAUGCAAUAUAUUGUGUUUAUAAGUUUACUUCAUGUAAUUUUUCCAUUGAUAGAAAAAGGAGUAAGCAAUGUAGUACACCUUUCAAAUGUAACAAUAGCAAAUAUAAUAUGUUGAAAGUUGAUGUAAUACGUGUAAAUUACAUUAUUAAAAAGCUUAUUUAUAACGAUUUUUACUUUAACAUUUUUAAUUCUAUAUAUUACUCAAUAAUAAAUAAAAACACGAUGAUUAUGACUGAUUCGUUGUGCUCGUCCUCUACGUUUUGCAGUUGUGAGAAUAUGAAAAAAGCUGAAGACAUGAAUACAGAAAAUCACUGCUCAAACGGAAAAGAAGUUUUAAAUGAUGAGCAUUAUAUUUACUAUUUUUUUAUUUGUAUUAAAAUACUUUUUAACUCUUUUAAUAAUUUUCCUAAAUAUAAGGAAAAAAAAAAAUUAAUUAGCGAUAAUUUCUUUCUAUUUAAAAAGUUGAAAACGCUAUUAAAAGAAAAUGUGCAAAACGUUUUAUACAUAACUGUAGUAAAUAUAGAGAGGAUAUACACUCAGUUGUCACUUAGGUAUAUAUUCAACUUAUUUCUUUUUUAUUUUGCAUUUUUAGACAUCAAUUUUUAUGUUUGUGUUUCUUUGGUUUCUAAACAGUGUAGUUUAACGCCUGAAGAGCGGCAAUUUUGUAGGUUUUUCAAAAAGGGAAAGGAGCUCAGGAAUCCAUUCCGAAGUAAAUAUGACUGUUUUGGUGUACCUAACGAUGUUAGCGUAGGGGUCCUUAGUGGGGAUAGCAUUAGCGUGGAUGGCCUUAGCGGGAAUAACAUUAGCUUGGAUGGCCUUAGCGGGAAUAACAUUAGCUUGGAUGGCCUUAGCGGGAAUAACAUUAUCGUGAAUGGCCUUAGCGGGAAUAACAUUAUCGUGGGUGGUGGUAGUGAAAAGUGGGAGACGACACCUUGUACCGUGAGCUCUCCUAAUAACGUGCUAAUUUCUCAUAUCAUGUGCUUCUUCUGCUCAUAUGAUUUGUUGAAAAAGGAAAAUUUAAAUGCACGAGAAAAAAAGAAAUAUUUCAUUUUUGUCAUAUUAUAUAUUCUGUAUCACAACUAUAUAAGCGUUAUUAAAAAGGAGGAAAAAGAAGAAAGGCGUGAAUCCUUUUUAAGCUAUUAUUUUGAGAAAUAUAUGAAAAAAAAAAUUUUUUUUAAAAAAUAUAAUUUUUCAUAUUCAAAAUUUGGUAAAAAAGCAAAAAGUGGUGUACACCAUGAACAUUGCAGAAGUUGCUAUUUUAGUAAAUGUCAAAAAAAAAUUCAAAAUAAUUUCGCACGUUGCUUUAAAAAGAUGAAUAAUAAAUGUGUUUAUAUAAAACAUUUUGAUAGUAUAUUAAAGACAGAGAAGACAAGGAAGCCAGAUUGCAUAGCACAUACAGCAAGCAUGUCUCAUAUAGAGGAGCACUUAAAUAGUAGCGGUGCUAUAUCGAAUGGAAAUUCUCAAAUUAGCAAAAUAGCAGUUCGAGUCUACAAACGAAAUGAAGAAAAAAAAGUACUGAAAGAAAGUCAACUGUCUGAUGACUUACGACUCAUUUCAUAUGAGGAAAAUGUGAAUAUAAGUACAUGUAAUUACUGCAGUAAUAGCAUAUGUAGCGGUUGUAUAAGUAAUCCAAGAGUCGUAUAUGGAGGAGGAAUAAAUAACUCGUAUUAUAAGAGGAUAACAUGUAAAGGAAAAAAGUUGUAUUGGGGAAAUUAUUCAUAUAGUAAAUUUUACGAAUUGAACUGGGCAAAAAUUAUAGAUGUAGAUGAAAAAGUAAUGGAACUCACAAGCAUAGUGGACGAGAAGUGGGCACAUAACAACAAUGACAAUAAUUCAUAUGAUUAUAUAAAUGAAAAAAUAAAAAUUUUUUUGGAAAAUUUGAAAACCUUUUUGUUUCCAUUAUUAAAGAAGGUGUACAACACAAGUGUUGUGUAUAUAAAUGUGUACAUUUAUUUAUUUAUGGUUCAUUCUUUUCAUUUGUUAGAGAAAAAGAAGAAAGUUGAACAUAAUGAAGAAUUGAAAAGAGAGAAGAUAUUAAUUAAUAAAGGAACAUAUCUUUUCCUUAACCAAUUAAGCAAUAAUUUUUGUAAAAAAAAACAACAUAUUUGUUGGGAAAAAAAGGACCUGACAUGUUCAGGUAAUUUUAUCACAAAAUUGACCUUAUACAUAUAUUGCAAAUUGUUAGGUUUUUUACACAGUAGUAACAAAAAAAGGGUAAUUUUAAGUACUGGGGAAAAUAAAAAAAAAAAAUUUUACUUAAAUAGUAAUAUAUAUAAUUUUAAGAUAUGGCCUAUUCGACUAUUAUGCAAGCUGCUUAACUCUGUGGAUGUAUAUGCAUAUGCGUACAAGGAAAGUAAGGGGGAAAAAUGUUUUCCCCUAAUAGGUGACAAAGAGAUCAGUUGCGUUAGAAGCACUUGUAAUAAGUGCUUAUCCUGCACAAGUUGUAAUGCUUUUUCUUGCUGUAUCUACUGUGAUAACUGCAUGGAAGGAUUAUUUACCCGAUUUUAUUCUCUGUAUAUAAAAAAAGGGGAAAAUCUUUCAAUACAAAAUAGAAAGAAUAUAUUGAAAAGAAAAAGACUGCAGAGAUACAUAUGUAAAUUAUCGAGUAAGAAUACAACUGCAAAGAGAAAAACAAAAGCAGGGUCAGACAAUCUGAUAGGUAAGUACAUAACACUACUAUACAGUAAUGUGAACGCAUUAUUUCCUAGUAUUUAUGUAUAUGUAAAUGAAGAGGACUUUUAUGUACAAAUGAAAAAAAAUUUUAUUAUUUUUAACCUCAGAAUGGGGGGAAGAACAGGAUGUGAAAGUGUAAAUGGAAGUGGAAGACAUAAUGUUAACUUAGGUAAUGUUUACUAUUUACUGAACGGAAAGAAAUAUUUCGUUUUCGAGAAAUCAUAUAUAUUAAAAAAAACAUAUAAAAUAAAUUAUGUUAAUAUAUGCUUACUAUUUUAUAGACAUUGCUUUUUCUUUUAUAAUUAUAACCCUUUUAUUUUUACCUAUCUCUUCAAUAAUAUAUACUGUAUAUGUAUAAAAUGCUUAAGUAAAUAUUUAAUUGUAAAUGAUUGUAAGAAAAAGAUAAUUAGAGAGGUAAAUCAUGACUGCUUUUACAAACAAAAUGGUAUCCUCAUAAAAAAUAGGAAUAAUGUUCUCAUACGUAAUUUCUAUUUUUUUGUUUUCUUUCUGCUAAUACGUUAUCAUACUUUGAUAGGAAAUGUUAAUCACGCAGGUUUGCAGAGCUGCGUACCUAUGAGGAUAAUGCGAAUGCUGCGAAAAAAAAUGGAAAUAAAAAGAGAAUGUUUUUCUUCCCCUUUUAAUGCUGUUUUAAAGAAAUAUUGUUCAUUUUUUUCCGAUAUUGAUAUAUUUUUUGGUAGCUCAGGGGAUUUCUUUAAAUUACAUUUGCGUAGCGGGGCGUAUGAAGUCAAUCCUCCUUUCGACAUUUCUUUGAUUAAUAAGUUAAUAAUAUACAUUUUAUGCAAUUUAAAAAAGGAAGAACAGGAAUUAACUUUUUUUUUGAUUAUUCCAUUUCUCAAAGACAAGAAUUAUUUUUAUGAGUUAUUAUUUUCCUCUCCAUAUGUAAUCAGUUGCUUCUUAUUAAAACGAAAUUUCUACACAUUUUCAACAAGACUAUUUGAAAGCAGGGAAGAAGAAUACAUAUCAACUUGUGACUGCUUUGUUUUUAUUUUGCAAAAUGAAAAAGCUAAAUUUCAAAAAAGGAUUAGUAAAAAGACUGUAUUGAAAAUAAAGAGGUUAUGGGAAAAUUUAAGACAUAUUUAA
Molecule: messenger RNA, 4488 nt
Organism: Plasmodium malariae
Lineage: Eukaryota; Apicomplexa; Aconoidasida; Haemosporida; Plasmodiidae
Product: conserved Plasmodium protein, unknown function
Exons: 3
Coding region: 1-4488 (1495 amino acids)
Molecular function (GO): mRNA (2'-O-methyladenosine-N6-)-methyltransferase activity; RNA polymerase II C-terminal domain binding
Source: RefSeq, a predicted model, not a curated record